AUGACUGGUGGCGGUUCAUCGUCUCUGGAACCACCAGCCUUCGUACGUCUUCUGAAUCGAUUCUUCCGGCAAUGCGGCCUUUUCGUGGCAGACAACGACAAAACUGUCCUUAUUGUGACCUUACUUCUCACCGCAUUCUGUUCAUCAAAAAUACUCUUCACGCCGCAGGAGGACGACAUCAAGACAGGAUACACCCCUGAUGGAGCCCGAUCCCUGGAUGAAAUCGAAGUCUUCUCCGACUUCUUCGCUUCUACUGGAGACCCGAUUGCAGUAUUUCUAUUCGCUACAGCCAAGGAUAACUCAUCCAUGGGAGAAUAUAACGCGAUGAAAGAAGUCGUCGAAAUUCUUGAUUUCGUUGGAGAGAAUCUAACCCACAAGGGAGAAUCUUUCUACACAAUGUGCACGGAUUUCUGUCAGAUUAAUGAGCCCGUGCGGCAGUAUUAUAAUGGAUUAGCAAUGAAACAACAGAAUCUGUCUGACGUUGGAUCCAGAUUCCAGCUUACUUUUCCGAUGAUGCAAGUUCUUGGAAAAGAACUGGACUUGAGUCCGAACUUCUUUGGAGUCAGAACUAAUGAGGAUGGAGAAGUGGAGUAUGUGAAAAUCAUUAUGCUACAAAUUAGAGCAAACAUUCCGAAAAAUUGGAAAAAGGAAGAUGCAGCUGAAUAUGAGAGAAUGAUUUCGCAGUAUUUCCAUUUCAAAUACAACUCAUCCCACGUCACUCCUCUUGCCAUGAGUUUGACCUACACUGGAGAUGAAGUCGUUCGAACUGGACUCACCAUUUUCCCAUUCAUCGGUGUUGGAUUCGCCAUCAUGACCACAUUCUCCGUCAUCACCAUCUACUACAGUAGUUCUCGUCUGGAUCAGUGGACUAUCCAUAAGGUUUCAGAAGCUGUUCUUGGAUGUGUGUGCCCACUUCUUGCCACUUCUUCUGCUCUGGGAACUCUGUUCUGGUGCGGGUUCAGAUUUGGAACUAUUUUGUGUGUGACGCCAUUUUUGAUUCUGGCAAUUGGUGUGGAUGAUGCUUAUCUUCAAAUUCAUGCUUGUAUGCGGUUGACGGCCGAGGACAGUUUAAUGACGAAAAGGGAAAAAAUCGCUCGAAUGCUCGUUGAAGUUGGUCCAUCGAUUGCCAUCACUUCCAUGACUAACCUCCUAGCUUUCCUCGUUGGAAUCUACACUCCAACGCCUGAAAUCUCACUUUUCUGUGCUGGAAACGCCGUCGCUAUUGGCUUUGAUUUCAUUUACCAAAUCACAAUGUACACAGCAAUCCUUUCGAUUUGUGAAAACCUAGAAAUGAGAAAGAAUGCCACGAAACGAAAGGAUUCUGACUUGAGUUUUAAAAACGAACAAUUCACAGUUAUGUUGGACAGCUACUGUGAUUGGGUUGCCAAUGCUUACACUCAUUUGUUGGUUCUUUUCUGCUUCAUCGUCUAUAUUUUUGUAUCGAUUCGAGGAGCACUGAAUAUCAAUAUCAUUUUAUCUCCGGAUAAAUUGGUAAUUGGAGAUUCGCCACUUCUUCAAGUCAACUUUUUGCGAGAUCAGUUUGUGUUGCCAAAUUAUACAACUGUUAACAUUUUUGUGAAUAAUCCUGGGAACCUCACAGUUCAAUCUAACCUGGAUUACAUGAAUUCACUCAUGGAAAGUUUCGAAUCCUACCCGGAAUGUCUUGGAAAGAAGUUCAGUCAUUAUUUCGUGAGAGAUUAUGAAUCAUUCCGUGAAUCAUCUCUGGAAGAAUUGGAAAUGAUGGAAGACGAGCAAGGAGAAUCCAACCGAACAUCAUUGGAACCAUUCUCAAAAGCAGCCAUGUCAGAUUUCCUUGCUUGGCCAGAAUUCCAACAUUGGAAUGGAUUUGUGAAAUUCGAUAAGAAUGGAAUGCUCUCCAGAUUCUGGGCUACCGUAUCCUACCAUGGAGAAGGUCUUGGAGACUUCCAGGUCAGAAGAAAAAUGUUGAAUAGAUGGAGGGCUACAGCGGAUCAGUUUGCACCUCUCAACGUCUCCAUUUUCGAUGAUUACGCUCCAUUUGUGGACACGCUGGAAACGAUAUUGCCAGCCACCAUUUCGACAUCUGUCUGUACUCUUUUAUGCAUGAUGGUCGUAUGUUUCCUGUUCAUGUACAACAUUUUCACCGUUUUCGUUGCGACCUUGGCCAUCACUUCUAUUUGCAUAGGUGUGUUCGGAUUCCUGUCAAUGUGGGGAAUCGAUUUGGAUCCAAUUUCAAUGGCAUGCACAAUCAUGAGUAUUGGAUUUUCGGUGGACUUCCCAGCUCACAUCACAUUCCAUUACUUUAGAGAAGGACUUCAUGAUCCACAAUCCACGCCGGCAAAGAGAGUGGCAAGAUCCCUUGCUGCCAUCGGAUUCCCACUUCUUCAAUGUGGAAUCUCCACCAUACUCUUCGUCUUAUGUCUACUUUUUGUGCCAACUUAUAUGGGAGAAGUUUUCGUGAAAACAAUGAUCCUUGUGGUGACACUGGGACUGAUUCAUGGAUUGUUUAUUGUUCCAGCAUUCCUAUGUGCAUUUACAGCGAUUCAUGAAACGUGUUUCUCGUCGGCGAAAGUAAAGAAUUCACAGUCAUUCUCGUCGCUAGCCAAACUGUUCUCCUGGAGAAUCUCACCAUCAACAAGUGACAAUAAAAUCUCAGCCUAA
Messenger RNA from Caenorhabditis briggsae, 2640 nucleotides. RefSeq names its product Protein CBR-PTR-14 (gene Cbr-ptr-14). Gene Ontology annotation, cellular component: plasma membrane; cytoplasmic vesicle membrane. Gene Ontology annotation, biological process: endocytosis; molting cycle, collagen and cuticulin-based cuticle; transmembrane transport. The record is from RefSeq and is a predicted model, not a curated record. Gene Ontology annotation, molecular function: transmembrane transporter activity. Bases 1 to 2640 code for a protein of 879 amino acids. The transcript is spliced from 10 exons. Lineage: Eukaryota; Metazoa; Nematoda; Chromadorea; Rhabditida; Rhabditidae.